Papilio machaon (common yellow swallowtail) is the source of this 1206-nucleotide messenger RNA. Its product is annotated as odorant receptor 4-like. NCBI's taxonomy places the organism in Eukaryota, Metazoa, Arthropoda, Insecta, Lepidoptera, Papilionidae. The transcript is spliced from 9 exons. The record is from RefSeq and is a predicted model, not a curated record. Bases 1 to 1206 code for a protein of 401 amino acids. Gene Ontology annotation, cellular component: plasma membrane. Gene Ontology annotation, biological process: sensory perception of smell; detection of chemical stimulus involved in sensory perception of smell. Gene Ontology annotation, molecular function: odorant binding; olfactory receptor activity.
AUGGCAGACUUUGAUAAAGAGGGGGCCAAGAAUGAAAUUGCUGAAUCUUUAUCUCUGAGUACAUCUUGUAUGCAGCAAAUUGGUUUUUCAUUUAAGAGACCAAAUCGUUUCGCAACCUAUUACAGACAGAAACUUAUAUUUAUAUUAUGUGUGUGUAGUAUAUGUUACCACUUGUUUAGUGAGGUAGUAAUCAUUGGAUUGACUUUAUUCAACUCGCCCCGAGUGGAAGAUGUCGUACCUUUGUUACAUAUAGUUGGCUACGGGAUAUUGAGCAUUGCUAAAGUAUUUGUGCUGUGGUACAAAAAGGAUGUUUUCGGACAACUUUUGGACGAAUUGGCCGACAUCUGGCCGAUGUCACCCCUCGAGAAAGAAGCGCAGAAUAUUAAGAAUAAAAGUCUUUCAGGUCUACGAAUAGCUCAUCAAUGGUACUUCUGGCUGAAUAUAUCUGGCGUAUGGUUCUUUAACAUAACCCCGAUCGCAAUAUUCUUUUUUCGUACAUGGCGAGGGCAACAUGCGGAAAUUGGUUUUGUCUGGAUGUCAUGGUAUCCUUUCGACAAACAACAACCAGUUGCCCACGUUGCGGUAUACCUAUUUGAAAUGUUCGCUGGUCACACCUGUGUAAUGAUAAUGAUCUGCACUGACCUGUUGUUCACGGGAAUGGCGAGUCACAUAGGAAUGUUACUCCGUCUAUUGCAGCGUCGUUUGGAAUCACUGGCCAACGUCUGUAAAACCGACGAAGAAAACUACGAGGAAAUUCUAACUAAUAUAAAGCUACAUCAGCGAUUAAUAAGAUACUGCAACAAUUUAGAAGAAGCAUUCUCUCUCGUCAAUCUUAUAAACAUCGUUCUUAGUUCUAUCAACAUCUGUUGUGCGCUUUUUGUCAUCGUGCUGUUGGAACCAUUUAUGGCUCUCAGUAACAAACUAUUUUUGGGCUCUGCUUUAAUUCAAAUAGGUGUAUUAUGUUGGUACGCCGACGACAUUUAUCAUGCAAAUGCCAAAGUCGCGUCAGCCGCUUAUAAUAGUUUCUGGUAUAAAACCAGUCCACGUUGCCGCCGCACCCUGCUAUUUCUAAUACAGAGGUCACAAAAGCCGAUAGCUUUCACCGCGAUGAAAUUCACAAACAUCUCGCUGGUGACAUACUCAGCGAUUUUAACAAGAUCUUAUUCAUACUUCGCGCUUCUUUACACAAUGUAUAGCGAUAGUUAA